Messenger RNA from Helobdella robusta, 729 nucleotides. RefSeq lists its product as hypothetical. Lineage: Eukaryota; Metazoa; Annelida; Clitellata; Rhynchobdellida; Glossiphoniidae. The transcript has a single exon. The coding region runs from base 1 to 729 and encodes 242 amino acids. The record is from RefSeq and is a predicted model, not a curated record. Gene Ontology annotation, molecular function: coenzyme A diphosphatase activity; acetyl-CoA hydrolase activity. Gene Ontology annotation, biological process: coenzyme A catabolic process.
AUGGAAUUUAAAGACAUAGAUUCUUUAAGAUAUCAUAUAAAGAAGAUCAUAUCAGAUGAGUAUGCCUGGAAAAACUUAUCUCCAGUUUUCACGCAAUAUAAAAAAGCCGCUAUAUUGUUUCCCUUGACGUAUAAUUCCUGUAAUAAAAUAGAAGUUUGGUUGACCAAAAGAUCCCAACACGUUACGCAUGACAAAGGUCAUAUCUGUUUUCCCGGUGGUAUGUAUGAGGAUCAACAUGACCGAGAUGAAAUAGAUACAGCUCUAAGAGAAGCACACGAAGAAAUAGGCUUAGAUCGGUCAUUCGUUGAUGUGUUAGGUAUUUUAAUCCCUUAUAUUAAUAACAGAAAAGUUUUGAUUACUCCUGUUAUCGCAAUUGUUGCUGACCGUUUCCAACCGAGACCGAACCACGAAGUCGAAGUUGCUUUUAAAAUGCCCCUUUCAAGAUUUUUAAAAAACGAUAAUUACAAUUCAUUUAUUCUAAGAAAUCCUCAUUCAAAUAUAAAUUCUAUUGUGCAUAUUUUUUCUGAUACAAUUGAAAAAAACAUGAAUGUAGUUACUUUCGGUGUUACUGCGACGAUGCUUGUUGAGGUUGCUGUUGCAGUUUUAAAAAAGCUUCCGGAAUUCGAUCAAACAAAUUAUAAUAUAGAAAAACCUUUUUUAAGACAAACUAUGAUUAUCAGAUUCUUGACAGAAUCAUGGAAAACUAACGAAAUCCGUAGCAAAUUAUAG